AUGGUGGAUUUGAUUCCGCCAUUGGCGUGGCUGCACAUAACGGUGGGCGUCGUAGGCGUGCUGAUCAUGACCUACACCUUCAUGAUGCGCAAGCUGAAAGAGGAUCUGCUUAUAUCGGAGACGUUCGCGGCGCUGGUGGUGGGCGUGCUGCUGGGGCCGCACUGCAUCCGCGUCUUGGACCCGCACGGCGCCUUGGGGGAAGAAACGGCGCUCGCCGUGCUGCAAGAGCUCUCCCGCCUGGUCCUGGCAGUUCAGCUGGUGUCAGCGGGGCUGGGCCUGCCUCUCAAGUACGUGGAGCGGCAGUGGCGGACGCUGGUCGUGCUGCUGGGCCCCACCAUGCUCGCCACGUUGGCCAUCUCCUUCGCCCUCGCGCUCGCAUUGCUGCCGCACGCGGGCGUGGGGUGGCAGACGUGCCUGCUGGUCGCCGCGUGCCUCACGCCCACGGACCCAGUGCUCGCCUCCACCGUCCUGCAGGGCCGCUUCGCUGAGAUGCACCUGCCAGCGCCCCUACGCUUCAUGUUGCAGGCGGAGAGCGGGGCAAACGACGGCAUGGCACUGCCGUACGUGUCACUUCCCAUCGCACUGCUGCUGCAGCCCACUCUCAAGCUCGCGCUCACCAACUGGCUCGCCGUCUCCUGCGCCUACCAGGUGGGCUUGGCAAUAGCAGCGGGCAUGCUGUACGGGCUGAUAGCGCGGGUCCUGCUGCUGCUGGGCGACCGCUACGGGCUCAUAGACGAGCCGUCCUUCCUCGCUCACAUCAUCGGCCUCGCCCUCGGCGCCCUGGGGCUUGUUCGGGCCGUCGGUGCGAGCGGGGUGCUGGCUGUGUUCGUGGCAACAAUCGCCUUCUCAAGCCGGGAACCCACAGCAGAGGAGGGGCGGUACGACGCAAUAAACGGCAUAGAGAUCAUCGUCACCAUCACCUACUUCACCUACUUCGGCGCCUUCCUCCCCUUCGCCGCCUGGCGCGCCCUCGGCAUCCCCCGCCUGCUCCUCUUCAGCGCACUCGUCCUGCUGCUGCGCCGCCUGCCCGUGCUGCUCGCGCUCGCUCCCUGCCUGCCGGAGCUGCACCGGCAGGCGGGGUCUAAGCGAGCGGUGUACUGCCAAGCGGGGUUUGCGGGUUUUUUUGGGCCGAUUGGGGUGGGGGCUGUGCUGUAUGCGGCACAGGCAUGUGAGGAGCUGGGGGGGGAUGCGACAGCAGCGCACGUGGUGCUGUUUGUGGUGGUGGCAUCGGUGGUGGUGCAUGGAGUGACUGCUUCGCCCUUGUCUCGCCUGCUGUCGUCGUGUAUAAAGCGAGCCGAGGAGGAGCACAGGUUGCAGCAGCAGCAGCAAGAGCAGCAAGAGCAGGUGGAGCAGCAGCAGCGGGCGUUUGCUGCACUACCGUCAGUGGCAGUGUCACCUGCAAUGGACUCAAGUAGUGAAUGCUAG
Closterium sp. NIES-65 is the source of this 1425-nucleotide messenger RNA. NCBI's taxonomy places the organism in Eukaryota, Viridiplantae, Streptophyta, Zygnematophyceae, Desmidiales, Closteriaceae. The record is from the annotation of a GenBank genome assembly.